Molecule: messenger RNA, 995 nt
Organism: Babesia bovis T2Bo
Lineage: Eukaryota; Apicomplexa; Aconoidasida; Piroplasmida; Babesiidae
Exons: 1
Coding region: 160-948 (262 amino acids)
Source: RefSeq, a predicted model, not a curated record
GAAUUCUCAACCGCGCUGAGCGGGUUUAGUGGAGGAUUCCACGCUGAUUGACUCUGGCAUUGUGGACCAUCGUUAUUUAUCGCGUCUAUGUGCAACUAAUAUGUUUUCUGGAUUCUAUACAUCUCCAUCAAUUAUUUAAAGUUUUAUAUAUUUGUAACAAUGGUUUUCCCAACAUCACCGCAGGAGUUCUGUAGGAUUCGGAACUAUCCCAGUGAAGCGGAACUAUCCUCGAGUCAACAUACUUAUAGCACUUCAGAAUGCUCAUCUUCUACUUGUGAUACUGCGGAAUCGCAUAAAUAUGAAAGUAGACGAAAAUUUGUUGGAUCCAAAGCUUCCCCAAUGAAUUCACUCAAACGGGUAUCACGACAAAAGUCUGCAGAAUAUAAAGAUGGAACACCUAUCAUAUGCCCCAACUGUGAUGCAAUGCGUAUGCAGCUGACUGAAGCUACUACACAAUGCUAUGAUCAGUGGAUUAAACGAAUAAAGGUUCUUGAGGAAAUGCUACAAGAAAAACAAAUUAUAAUAGACGAAUUGCAAGCUGCAUGGUGUGAACGUUGCCAAGCUCUAGAGCAACAACAAGUGAUCAAUCAACAACUAACAUCGCAACUAAAGGAAAUCAAUCAAAUGUUAUCAGAUUUAAAGAUUGAAAAUUACCAGUUGAAAGAUACACUCCAGCAAAAGGAAGAAUUAAUCGAGGAUCUCUAUGCUGAUAUUAAAAUAUUGCGUGAUAAAGAUGUCCAUAAUCAGGAAUUGAGACAGAUUGAUUUGCAAACUAUAGAAGAUUUACGAAAGACUAUUGUGGCAACUAAAAAGCGGUAUCGCAUAAAUUCGUCAUUUAACUUACCAUCGUAUAAACAUAAAAUCGGAAUCGCAGGUAAAAUUAAAAAUCGUAUCCAAAUAGCGGCAAGGAACAAGAUGAAGCAUAACAAUCGCAAUUCAGCUGAGUAAAUGCUGUAUUUGAUUUUAAGCAGCAUCUCAACAACACAACUGACAAU